Molecule: messenger RNA, 634 nt
Organism: Penicillium canescens
Lineage: Eukaryota; Fungi; Ascomycota; Eurotiomycetes; Eurotiales; Aspergillaceae
Exons: 2
Coding region: 66-581 (171 amino acids)
Source: RefSeq, a predicted model, not a curated record
CCUAGUACAUAUACAUAAAAUUUUCCGUCUCACCUUCUCAUCUCAUCCGAUAUCCACUCUUUACAAUGUGUGGAGAAAGCAACCGUCCAACCUUCGGAGGCACCAUCGCCGUCCUCUUCCCACGAGAGAAUAGAACAAGCCCAAGCCCCUCAGAGAUAUCUCGAUCAUCAUCGCCAGAAUCAAUCUCAUCAUUUUCGUCUACGUCAUCAACUGCUUCAAUGUCUUCAUACUCGCUCUUCUUCCGCGACACAGACCCAACAACCCAGAGAACGAAAGCAAUCUUCCGAAUGGAUGACACAGAAACAUAUCACACGCUUCGGGGAUGUGGACAUGUCGAUGUGCGGAUCGAGAAAUAUGGCGAUAUCUCCAACACAUCAUUGAGCAAUAGUCCACUUCACCAAUUCCGAUUGGAGAUGACACAAGACAGAAACUCGAAAUCAGCAUGUCAAACUGAAAUGGAGUUCGAGUUGCCUCAACGGCUGGACCUGGGCGUCUCGGAGAAGGGUGUUAUCGGCCGGCAGGUGACGGUCAGAGAGGUGGGGGGAUCAAUCCUGGGGAUUGGAAUCGUGGGAUACAAUUAGAUUGUUUUACGGUUAUAUCUUGUACAUACAUUAUGGGCUUAGUUGGAAUGGAG